UUAAUGAUUAGAUUCUCUCUCUUCCUAUCUUUUUCUCUGUAGAACUCACUCGGUGACUGUGUGACUCAGUGCGGAUCGCCACCAUGAUGAAGCGCGUUUCUUCUGCGUCUUCGCCGCGGAGCUCGUCAAUGGCGUCGACAAUCAAAGCGUACUUAGUGCCUCUGAUUCUGUUUUUUGGGGCCAUUUUCUACCAAGUCGUCGUGAUUCCCAAUUCCUUCCCUCCAUCUCACUACGACGUUCUGCAAAUUAGGAAAUACAGUUCUAUUGAAGAAGUGAGAGAAGCCUACGAAAAGCUUUCCUCCAAGUGGAAUUCGGGGGUAGAAGUUCCUGUAACUCAUGAUUUUAUAAAGAUUCAAUAUGCUUAUGAGUUGCUGACAAAUCCAUCAUGGAAAAAGAACUACGAUAUAUUUGGUAUCGAUGAACAUCUGGAUGUUCUUGAGAAGGCGAAAGAACAGUUUGCUGGUCGUAGGUUUUUGGCAGUAGACCUUCCGUUGCUGGAUUCUUCAGGUACAGAAGAUCACCAUCAUAAUGUCAUUACCGCUAAGGAUUUUGAGUCCCUGUUUCAGGAUACCAAGCCAUUGCUAAUUCAGUUGUUUUCUUCUGGGAGCAAGAGAUGUCUUCAGUUUUUUGAUGCCUGGAAAAGAAUCACUUCUUUGUUGGACGGAGUUGCAAAUACCGCUUCUGUGAAUCUUGAGGAGCUUCAACUAGUGGCAUACCUUGCGGAGAAGAAGCCAACAGGACGACCUUUUUUCAGGAAUCGCAUUCCCUCUCUUGUUGCUUUUCCCCCAGGCUGUAAAAGAGUUGAGUGUCUUGUUAGGUAUGAUGGGGAGCUGACUGUUGAUGCAGUUACAGAUUGGUUUGCUACAAACAUACUUGGUUUACCCCGAAUUUUUUACCACUCAAAAGAGUCACUGGGACCAAAAUUUCUGGCGACCGUAAGUCCUAAUAAGGUAAAAGUCAUCCUCUUCUCAAGAACAGGGGAGCGUGCUUCUCCAUUUGUGCGCCAAGCUGCUAAAAUUUAUUGGUCUGAUGCUUCCUUUGCAUUUGUGCUAUGGCGAGAAGAGGAAUCUUCCUUUUGGUUUAAUGCGUUUGAGGUGGAAACUGCACCCGCAGUAGUAUUUCUGAAAGAUCCAGGUGUCAAACCAGUUGUAUACCAUGGAGCGAUUAACAAUUCACAGUUUUCAAGUAUCAUGGAACAGAAUAAAAAGAUGGAGCUUCCUCAGUUGAGAAGUACAACAUCGAUGGAUUUGGGCUGUGAUCCCCGUGGCUAUUCUUGUGCUGGACACGAUACCUCUACUUGGUAUUGUGCUAUUCUUGCAGGAAGGCAUGGCCCAGAACUCAAUAAAAUGCGUGAAACCGUACGCAGGGUUCAAGAAACACUGUCACGUGAUAUUGAAUCAAGUGCAUUGGAUAGUGAUCAAUCCAUGGAACCAGCAUCAGUUGCUCUCAGAAACAAACGGCUGACAUUCGCUUGGCUUGAUGGAGAAGCGGAAAAGAGAUAUUGUUUCUUCUACCUCAAUCAUGAAAGCAGCUAUGAUACUUGUGGACCAAGGAGAGAUCUGACUGAUGUACCUCGGUUAUUUAUUGUGCGCUACAAAAGAAAUGCUAGUGAAGAGAUAGUGAAACCUGAGAAAAAACAAAAAACCAUAUGGGAUUCCUUACAAGACCAGGACUUGGAUCCUGCAUCACAACUUGUGGCAAAGUACAAUGGUUCAGAUGACAUUCAGGAGAUCAAGAAAUGGAUAUCUCAAAUAAUCAGGGAUGGUGACUCUAGGGAUCUUCCCCAUUAUAGAACAAAAACUCCUGAUCUGGUUACCGAGGAUUCAAAACCUAUCUGGUCUAAAGGUGCUCAAAGCUUUCCUUCUACAUCCACGAUGAAGCAGGGUGUUCGUGGCUUUAUAACCAAAAUCUACGAUCUCACUGGAGAUCCAAGGAUUGGUCCCAUGCUGCUUUUGGGGGCUUUAUUGUCCUUUGGUACUAUCUGGCUGAAGAGAAGUCAGCCUACACAACAAGCUGACCAACCAGAGUCUAACCGGUUGGAGUCUAAUCAAUUGGAGUCCCAUGAACCAAGUCAACCAAGCUAUAAGGAUGAGACUAAAGCGAGGUGGAGAGCACGAGCAAGAAAAGCGACGAACGAAGGUCGUUCUCCUUCCAUCACAGAUGAUGAACCCAAAGAUGCUUACCAAAUGCCAUUUUCAGAUUCCGAUUCUGACUAGUUCGAUGAUGAACAUUAUUUUGAAUGUCACAAAUCCUUGACCAAUAGCCAAAAUAGUUGUUGAGUUAGCUAUCUCGUCACAGAGAAUUUGUCCCCGCCUUAAUUAUUGAAGGCAUAAACACGAUCUUUGAAUCCUCAAUACUGAAGCUAUAGCUUUUGCUCUCACCUUCCUUUUUUUUUUCUUUUUUUUUU
Morus notabilis is the source of this 2407-nucleotide messenger RNA. RefSeq lists its product as uncharacterized. The record is from RefSeq and is a predicted model, not a curated record. The transcript is spliced from 20 exons. Lineage: Eukaryota; Viridiplantae; Streptophyta; Magnoliopsida; Rosales; Moraceae. The coding region runs from base 84 to 2216 and encodes 710 amino acids.